Phlebotomus papatasi is the source of this 2904-nucleotide messenger RNA. RefSeq names its product nuclear hormone receptor HR96 (gene Hr96). NCBI's taxonomy places the organism in Eukaryota, Metazoa, Arthropoda, Insecta, Diptera, Psychodidae. The coding region runs from base 431 to 2464 and encodes 677 amino acids. Gene Ontology annotation, molecular function: nuclear receptor activity; zinc ion binding; RNA polymerase II cis-regulatory region sequence-specific DNA binding. The record is from RefSeq and is a predicted model, not a curated record. The transcript has 4 exons. Gene Ontology annotation, biological process: cell differentiation; negative regulation of transcription by RNA polymerase II; positive regulation of transcription by RNA polymerase II.
UUAGUGGAGUUUUCGUUGAAGAAGAAGAAGAGAAUAUGAUUUUUUCUGAAUGUUUUGGUGUGUGUUGUGCAGGAAAAAAAGUGAAAAAAUAGCUUUUAUCAGUGACUAUCAGAGAAUUUGGGAUCUAAAUGACUACCAUCACACUCUUGAGCAUCCACACUCCACCCAGGUGCAGAUAGCGAGUGUUAUCGCUGGCACAGGUGUUCAGUGGGAGAGAAUUUCUUGUGGCUGAAAAAGUUAACAAGUUCCCUUUGGAUGAGCUGUUAAAAAGUUUUUUUUUGGGUCAGGAAUUGGCAUAGUGAGAGUGUUUUUCAGGGACAAUUCCAGUGCUAAAAAUUGUGUUAAUUUUGGUGCCAGUGACGUGAAGCAUGGAGUAUGUUGAGAGCUGAGGUAGAAGGGUGUUGAAUUGAGUGUCAAGGCCACGGAAAAAAUGAAGGAUUCAGGAAGUCCACAAGCUCAGGGAGAUGCUGGGACCAAUGGGAAGAUGUGCAGUGUGUGUGGAGAUAAAGCACUGGGCUACAACUUCAAUGCUAUCACCUGCGAGAGCUGCAAGGCCUUCUUCAGGCGCAAUGCCCUGGCCACAAAACCACUCACCUGUCCUUUUAGUGAACAGUGUGAGAUCACUGUGGUCACCAGGCGCUUCUGCCAGCGAUGUCGCCUGGAGAAGUGCUUUGCCAUUGGCAUGAAGAAGGAGUAUAUCAUGUCAGAAGAGGACAAGAUUCAGAAACGCAGGAAAAUUGAGCAGAACAGGGCAAAGAAGAAACUGGCUCUGGGAGAGCCUCCAGUUAAGAUUAAGAGGGAACCUCCGGAUUCAGAUGUAUGGACACAGCGUCCAGAUAUCAGGGAUGGAAAUUCCUCAUCGUCAGAUGCAUCAUUCCAGCGCCAGGAAGGGCACUUUUCUUCAUCCCCAGAAAAUACAGGAUCCGUGUAUUCUCCCACAACGCCAACCCUGAAGUAUCUGCCCACGAUGGAAUCGACACCCUCUGAGAUUGUCAACAGUAUUGUGGACUCUCCAACGGAUGCCACACGUGUGAUUAACCACCUGAUGAAGACCCCCGAAGAUGCCAUUGAAGUCAUGGGAAAAAUUCUCAAUUCACCCAAAGACGCCAUUGUUCUUAUUAGCCACUUUAUCAGUGCUCCCGGAGAUGCUCUGAAAAUCAUCAGUAAAAUCAUGAAUUCCCCCUUUGAUGCUCUCACAGUGUUUACAAAAUUCAUGAGCUCUCCCACAGAUGCCUUUGAGAUCAUCACAAAGAUUAUCAGUUCGCCAAAUGAUGUCCUGCAAUUCCUUCAGCAACUGAUGAAGUCCCCAGCAGAUGGACUUCAGAUCAUGAACAAAUUCAUCAAUUCGCCCGCAGAGGCUCUAAAAAUGAUCAAUAAAAUGAUGAAUCACUCAAAAGUGGACUCCACCACCUCAUCCGGAGACAAAUCUCCGGAACUCGAGAGUUCCCUCAAGACAAUGCUGCACAGUAUGUUGCCCAUUGAAAGUCCCAAAUCGUCAGUAGGAUUAUCCCCGAGCUUUCCCAUGGCUUCAUCAACUUGCGAAGGUGGUUUGACUGAAGAUGCUCCUGAGAUCAAGGAAGAGGAGGAUGAAGCUAGGAAAAUUCUGGAGGAUGUGGAGAAAAUGCCCAUCCUGCCCAAUUCCAUCGAGUCCGUCCUGUGUGAAGCCAUCAAACUGGAGUACGAGGGGUGCUCGUCGAUGGGACAGACGGGUACCAAUAGCAGGGAGCUCAAUGAUGCUGAGAGAGCGAAACUCAAUGAGCUGAUUGUGGCCAAUAAAGCACUCUACGCACCAGUUGAUGAGGAUCUCUCAAGCCUCAUUUCUGAUGACUACAGAAUCAAGACAAAUCACAAUCAGCAAGAUCCACAGCUGCUCAAACUCGUCAAUUUGACUGCCGUAGCCAUCAGGCGACUGAUAAAGAUGUCCAAGAAAAUCAGCGCCUUCAAGAAUAUGUGCCAGGAGGAUCAGGUGGCUCUAUUGAAGGGUGGAUGCACAGAAAUGAUGAUCCUCCGUUCAGUUAUGCAAUACGAUAGCGAUAGGGCAUCUUGGAAGAUCCCUCACAAUCAAGAAGAAAUGUCCAGGCUCAAGGCGGAUGUGCUGAAAUUGGCCAAAGGAAAUGUCUACGAAGAACAUGAGAGAUUCAUCUUGACUUUUGAUCCUAAAUGGCGAACAGACGAAAAUAUCAUCUUGAUUAUGUGUGCCAUAACGCUCUUUUCGCCAGAUCGUCCAAGAAUUGUUCAUUCUGACGUCAUCAAGCUAGAACAGAACUCCUACUACUAUCUUCUGCGAAGGUACCUGGAGAGUGUGUAUCCGGGCUGCGAAGCGCGAUCAACCUUCCUGAAGCUGAUCCAGAAGGUGAAUGAGCUGAGGAAAUUGAAUGAAGUGAUCAUUGGUGUUUAUUUGGAUGUGAAUCCAUCACAAGUGGAACCUCUUCUGCGUGAAAUCUUUGAUAUGAAGAACCACUGAAAGGUUCUUUUCUAAAAAAAAAAUCACUCACAAACACAACACACCUGCUUUCUAUGGAAUAGAAACUGUCAAAGAAUCACUAGACCAGAGCAGAAAACAGUUUAAAAAACAAAAGAGAAUGUUUUUGCAUCAAGGAGCUUUAAGAAAUCUUCAUCACAUGUGAUAUUUGUAAAUUUCUUCAUUACAUUUUUUGAGUACCAGAACAAAGGCUAUAAAGGCAAACUGUCUUUUAAAUGAGGGAAGAAGCGGAGGGAGGAAUAGCGCGGAAAAUUACAGGUGCUAAUUUUCUCACGAAAAGGACAAGAAGUUGGUGAAUGUGACACAGAAAAAUGUUGAUUUUUGUAUGGAAAUUUUAACACAAAAUGCAAUUAUAAAUGUAAUAGUGUUUAAUUUUGGAAAUAUCUCUUUGAAAAGAUAAUAGAUUGAAAAUGUUUAAGAAA